Molecule: messenger RNA, 1163 nt
Organism: Bombus pyrosoma
Lineage: Eukaryota; Metazoa; Arthropoda; Insecta; Hymenoptera; Apidae
Product: BEACH domain-containing protein lvsF-like
Exons: 3
Coding region: 480-1163 (227 amino acids)
Source: RefSeq, a predicted model, not a curated record
AAGGUUGAGAUUUUUAGACGGAUGUAGAGAUCUUUUAGAACAAGAUAUCGUUCAAUUUUUGUUCAAUGAGUUUUGAUCGUAAGGCGGAAUUUUGGAGUGGAAUGGAAUCGUAGGAAAUUUGCGUUGAGAUGCUAAGGUAAAAUUGAUAGAAGUUAACUGGAAGUAAAGACACGGUCUACAUCCGAAAGCUUCAGUUUCGACGAUCUUACGCUAUCGGUGCACGAAAAUUUCAAAUUUCUAAUUCAACAAAGAUGAGAAAAUUAUUCUCAUGGUAUUAAUGCGUGUCGAAGCUGAAUCAAAAAGGUGCCUGUUCAUAUCGUCACAUCGAGCUUAUCGUUCGUCAUUUAUUUUCGAAGCAAGCAGAAUCUGCAACUUCAGUGUGUUUCGAUCGACGGCUGUUUCCAAAUUCACGAUUCGUCUCAAUCAUCAUCGUCAUUGGCGUUGUUAAAAAUUCUCAAACUCGAUUCCGAGUCCCUAUCAUGUUGGAACCACUGAUUGUACUGACAGUAUUAAAUUGUUUCUUUAUGUUCAGCUCCACUGUCACAACUUGCGCAUUAUGGUGGCAAUAUCGAACUCAUCGUUGCUGUUUCAAGAAAGAUCCCAUGUCACAGAGCACCAGAUGGAAUCCGUCCAAGUCGAAGAAUAAUCCGUCAAAGAACAACAAUUCGUCAAAGAACAAUAAUUCGUCAAAAAACAGUAAUCCGUCGAAAAAACCUGUACACUCGAAACAGGAUAACCUUGUAAAUUCAGUCAGUCGCAGCAAAUCGAAUUCAACGAUGAACCGCGAGAAUAAGAACAGGAAGAACUCGAAGCACAAAUUGAAAUCGAAGUAUCUGUCGAGGAGCAAAACACCUAGCGACGAACGACUGUCGUCCAUGGAAAUGAUAGGAAAUUGGGAGCUCGAAGAUAGGGCGAGAAUGUCAGAAGCGUCGCAGACUACGAACGACCCAAAAUCGGCGGUGGUGAUGGAAUAUUCAACGGUACAAAAGAUCGUCCAGAUUUUAGACAAUGACGCGGAUCUUAUUGCCACGAAAAUGGCCAUGAAAGAUCUUAAUGCUAAGCAAAACGUGGAAGAGAAGAAAGUACCGAUUUCGAAUCUGAUGGAAUCGCAAUUUGACCAUCAAUCUAUAUCUGAAUACACUCCUCAAGAACAGUAUAAUUGA